AUGACUGAUACACAGUUAUUUUCAUCCUAUUCCAAGGAAAACAGUGAAAAAACAGAAGAUAUAAAUGAAAAUAUUUCAGUAGGCAUUCCCAACAAGCAACGUAGUUGUGCUGCUGUAAAUACUCCAACUGCAUGUGUUAAUAAAGCCAUUAAUCACAUACAAGAUUUAGAAGUGAAACUGGAAGAAUCCUUUCUGCAGCAUAAACUUUUAUAUAACUUGGAAAAACUUCCAUGGGAUUUGGAUGUUAAUACUGUCAAAGAAACAGAAGACAUAUGUUUACCAUUCUCUGCUGAAGUGAAGGCUGAACAGUCAUUGUACUGGAAAAAUAUUCAGCCUUUAAAGGAGAAAACAGCUGCUGUUGUAGCAGAAGUCACAGAGUUAAUUAUACGAUUAGAAAAUGAACGUAAAGAUGCUGAAGAAGCCUUGGAGUUUGAGAAGCAACGUAAAAAAAACCUAUACCGAAAUUCAGAUAAACUGUCAUUUUGGAGACUACAACAGCUUCCCAAAGCUGUUCAAAAAGAAUGGGAGAAAUGUUUGCAAGAUAUUACAGAAUUACAGUGGCAUUUUGAACAAAAAAAUGAGCAAUUACAGGAUGCACUAAACCAACUGACAAAAAUAGAGGCAGCUAAUUCAGUGAUCCAGAAGCAGAUAAACUUCAUGAAGAAAUACAGCCCUCUGCUGGAAGAAAAGCUAUGUCAUGAAGAUGAUUCUAUGAAAGGAGUAAAAACAUUAUUUGUGGAGGCAAAAACUCGAUAUGAUACUGUUCAUCAGAAAUAUUUGGAAGUGCAAACAUUGCAUGAAGAAAUCAAAGAAGAAUGUGAAAAGAAAAGGCUAUAUAUGUUGGAGCAAAUAGAAGCUGAUGAGAUUACAUUAAAGCGUCUUAUGGAUGAGUUAAAAGAAACUGACAUUUUUUAUACUGACUUCAAUAAUAAGAUAAAUGGAUUGAGGGAGGAAAUACUGGAAAAUGAAAAUCGCCUUGAAGAACUAAUCAAGCAAGAAGCAGAUACAAAAGCUGAUUUAAAGUCUUGGCAUGAUAAAGAAAAGCGUUUGAACUUGAAAAUUUCCAGACAAGAAAAUGAAAAUAAAGAACUGCUAGAGAAAUUUUUUGAAGAGGUGAAGAAUAUGGAAAGCUCUAAAUCCAGUAAAGAGUCUGAUCUACAAAUACUGAAGGAUAAGCUUGCGAGUGAUCUUCAACAAAUAAUGUAUUUGCACAAUGAAAACAAAUAUCUUAAAAAUGAAAAUGCAGGCUUUAUGCAAAAAUUCAAAGAGAGUGCAAGAAGAAAAGUGGGAUACCAAUCAGAAAUUCAGGUUUUGCAUAAAAAUAUUCGUAGGCUGGAAGAGCAUUUAAAAAAAGUCAAUAAAGAUCUUUAUGCUGCUGAAUUGACUUAUGAUGAAGCCAAAACAAAACUGGAGGAAUUGGAUCAAAACAUUGUUAAAGAAAAAGCACGUUUCAAG
This is a messenger RNA of Python bivittatus (Burmese python), 1455 nucleotides long. The record is from RefSeq and is a predicted model, not a curated record. NCBI's taxonomy places the organism in Eukaryota, Metazoa, Chordata, Lepidosauria, Squamata, Pythonidae.